CGGUGUGCUCAUGGCUCACCUACACAAAAUCCUACACGUUCUGCUCCGUCACACUCUUCUCUAAAAUCCGCUGCUUCACUCUCCUUUUCCGCUAUGGCCGAUCCGACUCCGUUGCUCUCACAAUCUGCCACCGGCAGCGGCGAGGAAGAACCUCCGAAGCUCGAGAAGCACCACCCUUCGCUGGACUCGAUGAUCGAGCGUUCGAUGAAAGAUUCCGGGUGGGCUCAGCUCAUGCAAGCCUCGCUCGUGUCGCUCGCUUGGUUCUUCGACGCGCAGCAAGCGUUCAUAAGCAUUUUCACUGACGCUCUACCGCCGUGGCGCUGCGCGAAUCUCGACGACGAGUAUUGCAAAUCCAUUUCCGACGUUUGUCGGCUCCCUAGUAGCUCCUCAUCGCAAUGGGAAUAUCCCAAGCACGCCUCUAUAGUAUCCGAGUGGGGCCUUCAAUGCGCAAACUCUACAAUUAAGGGCUUACCGGCUUCGUCUUUCUUCAUGGGAUGCUUGAUUGGAGGUUUGCUUUUGGCGGCGCUCGCCGACUCCUCGCUCGGACGCAAAAACAUGCUCUUUAUAUCGUGUUUAGUCAUGUCUUGCUCAUCCCUACUCACGGUCUUCUCCACCAACGUGUGGAUCUACUCUGGCUUGAGAUUCGUCGCCGGAUUUGGGCGCGCCACAAUUGGCACAUGUGCUCUAGUGCUAUCAUCGGAACUAGUUGGCAAGAAGUGGCGAGGAAGUGUCGGGGUGAUCGGAUUCUUCGGUUUCACGUUAGGAUUCUUAUCAUUGCCGGCGAUCGCCUACGUGAACCGAGGUUCGUCAUGGAGGGUUCUAUACAUUUGGACGUCAGUCCCGGCCAUUGGCUACUGUGUGUUAGUCCGUUUCUUGGUUUGCGAGUCCCCGAGAUGGCUCUUUGUGAGGGGACGCAGGGAAGAGGCUGUGGAAACCAUAAAGAGCAUGGCACAACCGGGCGCGAGCACCCUCACCAAGGGCUUCUCCUCGAUAUUGCUCGAGGAGAACCCUUUGAACGACAUGGACGUCUUCUCCGCAAUCAAGGCCUUAUUGGAGAAGAGAUGGGCUUUUCGCCGGCUAUGUGCAGUCAUGUUGGUCGGGUUCGGGACGGGGAUGGUGUAUUACGGGAUGCCGCUUGGGGUCGGGAACUUAGACUUCGACCUCUACUCAAGUGUCACGCUCAACGCCCUCGCGGAGCUGCCAUCGACCCUGGUCACUUUCCUCCUGAUCGGGAAGCUCAAUAGGAGGAGUUCUCUACUAUUCUUCACAACACUCAGCGGAUUUUGUAGUGUGAUGUGCAUUUUUAAGGGCCAAGUGUGGCAAAAGUUGCAACUUGGCUUGGAACUAGUCUCGUUUUUUAGUGGAUGCACCGCGCUUGAUGUGCUGUUGAUAUACACAUUAGAGUUGUUCCCGACAUGCGUGCGGAACUCAGCGAUGUCGAUGGUGCGGCAGGCAACGGUGUUUGGCGGCGUGUUCAGCCCGUUGCUGGUGGCGGCAGCCGGCCGGAUAGGUGACAGGGUGGUGUCUUUUGGGGUUUUUGGGCUGGUAAUGGGGUGCUGUGGGCUGUUUGCCUUGUGCUUGCCGGAGACAAGAGGUGGGAAUCUUUGUGAUACAAUGGACGAGGAAGAGAGCAAAGACAACAAGGGGGACCCUAGUGUUGUGCUGAAAAGCAAUAAUCUAUAUCGUCAUUGCGGAAAGUGGAAACAACGGACGUUCACGAGAACAAACUUGAACAUAGAUAAAGCAAGAGAAAAAACAGAGUCUCUUGAUGAUUGGGAAUGAGACAAAAUAUAUCUUAGAUGGAGGUAAAAUGGACACUUUAGAAGUUGAAAUCCCAAGGACCCCAAAGACGACAAAU
This is a messenger RNA of Rhodamnia argentea, 1858 nucleotides long. Its product is annotated as organic cation/carnitine transporter 2-like. Gene Ontology annotation, cellular component: membrane. The record is from RefSeq and is a predicted model, not a curated record. Lineage: Eukaryota; Viridiplantae; Streptophyta; Magnoliopsida; Myrtales; Myrtaceae. Bases 94 to 1782 code for a protein of 562 amino acids. Gene Ontology annotation, biological process: transmembrane transport. The transcript has 3 exons. Gene Ontology annotation, molecular function: transmembrane transporter activity.